Messenger RNA from Capsicum annuum, 2619 nucleotides. Its product is annotated as probable pectinesterase/pectinesterase inhibitor 51. Gene Ontology annotation, biological process: cell wall modification. Lineage: Eukaryota; Viridiplantae; Streptophyta; Magnoliopsida; Solanales; Solanaceae. Bases 793 to 2481 code for a protein of 562 amino acids. The transcript has 3 exons. The record is from RefSeq and is a predicted model, not a curated record. Gene Ontology annotation, molecular function: pectinesterase activity; pectinesterase inhibitor activity.
AUGUGUUUAACUGAAAUUUCAUGUCGAUUUUAAAUGGCUUCAUAGUUCAUACUCUAGCCUUUUCAAAAAGGAUUGUAUGAAUGAUGAUAAAAACUAAACACCCCUUGAUGUUUUCUUGUCCUCGCCCAAAGUUGAGUUUUCAUAUCACAUCAUUUUCAAGUUUUCACCUAUUGUAUUACCCACUGGCUUAGCUCCCUAAUUUAAGAGCAAAUCAAAAACCCUCUUCUCUAAUUAACCCAAAAAAUUAAAUUAAAAUUCAUUUAAUUUUUUUUUUUUUUUUUUUUGUUAUAUCUCCAUUCAAUCAACUGACACCGCCACUAUCUAAUCAAAAUUGCUUUUCCCUGUUCCCACUACCCCUUUUCUUCUUCCUAUUGCUAUCACUAUUCACUAUUCCACUCCCGUGAACCAAACCCCUGGGUUACCAAAUCCUUGACCUCUUUCUCACGAGAUCAUUUUUAUCAACAUUUUAUACAAUAUACAACGUGAGUAAAUUUUAUCUCUAUCUUAUAAAAAUAAAAAUAAAUUAUUUCGACACAAGCUAAUUGAAAUAUCUUCCUCUAAUUGGACUGUAUUUUUACACCAUCUACAACCCUAUCAACAUCAUUCUUUAACAACAUAAUACAGCGUAGCAUACCUAGAUCUUACCUCAUAAUAUAGCGUACGUAGAUCUCAUCUCUAUUUCCUAAACUAGAGAUAACAUUUUCGACACACGUUAAUUGAAAUAUCUUCUUCAAAUUGGACAGCAUUUUCACAUUAUUUACAUCCCACCAUUUGUAUAAAAAGGUACUCACCAUGCACAUAAGAAAACCCCCCAAACCCAUAAUCUUUAGAAAAUCGAAAUUUCUUUUCAUUUCAAUGGCUUCCUUUUUCACCUUGACAAUCCUCUCUUUAAUUCUGUUCUUCUCAAUUUCCUCCGCCGCACGCCGUCAUACGUCGGAUUCAUCAACGGGAAAUUCAUUUUCCGUUAAGAUCCGUGAGGCUUGCAAGGCCUCGCGGGACCCACCAACAUGUGAAUCCGUAUUAACGGAUUCUGGUAACUUACCGUCGGAGUUAACGGCGCCGUUAAUUAUCCAAUCCGCCGUUAAUCUCUCUUCGGAGAAUAAUGCAAAGGCGAAGGUGAUGGUGCAGUCGAUCAUAGACGCGUCCGUAGGGAAUUCAAACCGUACCGAUGCGGGUAAGGUGUGUAUGGAGGUGCUCGGGUAUGCGGAGUAUCGGGUCGGAUUAACGGGUCAAGCAUUGACACGUGGCAAAAUCAAGGACGCUCGUGCAUGGAUGAGUGCAGUUAUGGUGUAUCAGUAUGAUUGCUGGUCCGCUUUGAAGUACGUUAACGGUACCUCACAGGUAUCCAAAACGAUGGCGUUUUUGAACUCAUUAAUCGGGUAUAGCAGCAAUGCAUUGGCUAUGCUGGUGAACUACGAUGUUUACGGGGAGAAUACUGGGUCAUGGACUGCACCGAAAACAGAACGAAACGGAUUCUGGGAAGGUUCUGGUUCGGGUGAGGCGGGUCGGGUCACAGGUGGGGUGCCAUCCGGGUUGAAACCGGAUGUAACGGUGUGUAAAAAAGGAGGAUGUGAGUAUAAGACGGUGCAGGAAGCGGUGAAUGCUGCACCGGAGAACCAGGAAACGAGGAAGUUUGUGAUAUUGAUCAAAUCCGGGUUGUAUGAGGAGAAAGUUCGGGUCCCGUUGGAGAAGAAGAAUGUGGUAUUUUUGGGUGAUGGAAUGGGUAAAACUGUCAUUACGGGUUCGUUGAAUGUUGGGCUUAUAGGUGUUACCACUUAUGAAACUGCAACUGUUGGAGUUGUUGGUGAUGGAUUCAUGGCCAGUGGUAUCACCUUCCAAAACACGGCAGGUCCAGAUGCCCACCAAGCUGUAGCAUUCCGAUCUGAUAGUGAUCUUUCAGUUGUAGAGAACUGUGAAUUCAUUGGCAAUCAAGACACCCUGUACGCCCAUGCUUUGCGCCAAUACUACAAGUCCUGCCGUAUCCAAGGCAAUGUAGACUUCAUUUUUGGGAACUCAGCUUCUUUCUUCCAAGAAUGUGACAUCCUUGUCGCACCUCGACAACUCCAUCCUGAAAAGGGAGAGACGAAUGCUGUGACAGCUCAUGGCAAGAUAGACCCUGCACAAUCAACUGGCUUCGUCUUCCAAAAUUGUUUGAUCAAUGGAACUGAUGAAUACAUGACCUUGUACUACAAGAAGCCCAAGGUGCACAAAAACUUUCUGGGAAGGCCAUGGAAGGAGUAUUCUCGAACCGUCUUUUUAGAUUGUACUUUAGAGGCUCUUAUUUCACCUAAUGGAUGGUUGCCUUGGAGCGGUGAUUUCGCGUUGAAAACUCUUUACUAUGGAGAAUACAGAAAUACUGGUCCUGGAGCUAAUACUGCAGGACGAGUGCCAUGGAGUAGCCAAAUCCCUGCUGAACAUGUUAACUCAUACUCUCUACAAAAUUUCAUUCAGGGUGAUCAAUGGAUUUCUAUGUCUUCUUGAUUAACUUGUAAUGUUGUUAAAUAUGUAUGUACUAAGUCAAACUCAAUAUCCUCUAUUGUGAUUACUAAACAUCAACCUCUUGUCUUGUAUCAAAUUGCAAGAAAAUUUUAGAACUUAAUGUGAAAUAUCUUGCCAAAA